Ilex paraguariensis (yerba mate) is the source of this 1595-nucleotide messenger RNA. The record is from the annotation of a GenBank genome assembly. Lineage: Eukaryota; Viridiplantae; Streptophyta; Magnoliopsida; Aquifoliales; Aquifoliaceae.
CUUUGGCGAUCAUGGCUCAUGAAGUGGUGAAGGUGAACUUGAACUUGAGUUCAGAAACAAGAAUGCCUGAUACAAAAAACCCAGUAAUCACAGCCCCUCCAUCUCCAUUUCAAUUCCAUUCACCUUCAAUAAUUCAGUCACCAGUUACCGAUUCGCUCCCGAAAACUCCCAAAAGCCCAUUUGCAGUACGUAUGAUGACACCUUUGGCCAGCCCCAUUAAGAAGGCCAUUGCAAACAUGCAAGGUUACUUGGAAGAAAUCGGUCACCUCACCAAGCUUGAUCCGCAAGAACAAUGGCUUCCAAUCACGGAGUCCAGGAAUGGUAAUGCCUACUAUGCAGCAUUCCACACCCUUAGUUCAGGAAUUGGUGUUCAAACUCUUGUGCUUCCCCUUGCUUUCACUGCCCUUGGUUGGACUUGGGGAAUCAUAUGUCUGUCUCUGGCUUUUCUGUGGCAAUUAUACACCCUAUGGUUACUGAUCCAACUCCAUGAAUCAGUCUCUGGGACUCGCUAUAGCCGGUAUCUCAGGCUGUCAAUGGCGGCUUUUGGUGAUAAACUAGGGAAAGUGUUGGCGCUAUUUCCGACCAUGUAUCUCUCCGGCGGUACGUGCGUUGCCCUAAUCAUGAUCGGAGGAGGGACCAUGAGAAUACUGUUCCAAAUAGUGUGUGGGGAGGCAUGCAAUGUAAACCCACCACCAAUCAUAGCCUGGUACAUUGUGUUCACCUGCUCCGCCGUCAUUCUGGCUCAGCUUCCCAACUUGAAUUCCAUCGCUGGCGUUUCGCUGGUUGGUUCAAUCACGGCGGUGGCCUACUGUACGAUGAUAUGGGUGGUGUCCGUCGUCAAAGAAAGGCCCUUUGAUGUCUCCUACGAACCACUAGAGGCACAAUCUGGUGUGGCUAGGGUGUGUAGCAUUCUUAAUGCACUUGGGAUCAUUGCUUUCGCUUUCAGAGGCCAUAAUCUAGUGCUCGAAAUACAGGGUACAAUGCCUUCAAGCCUAAAGCAUCCAUCGCGUGUGCCAAUGUGGAGAGGGGUGAAGUUCUCAUAUCUUAUCAUCGCAUUGUGUUUGUUUCCGCUGGCAAUAGGGGGUUAUUGGGCUUAUGGAAGCUUUAUACCUACAAAUGGGGGGAUGCUGAGUGCCUUGCAUAAAUACCAUGGGCAUGACACAGCAAAAUUUAUUCUGGGCUUAACAAGCCUAUUUGUUGUGAUCAACUGUCUGACAUCAUUCCAAAUAUAUGCCAUGCCAGUCUUCGACAACCUGGAGUUCAGAUACACUAGCAACAUGAACAGGCCCUGUCCUUGGUGGCUACGAACCGGGUUUCGUGUGUUCUUCGGUUGCCUGGCAUUCUUCAUAGCUGUGGCAUUACCGUUCUUGCCAAGCCUGGCCGGGUUGAUCGGAGGGAUCACACUUCCUCUCACCUUAGCAUAUCCUUGUUUCAUGUGGAUACGGAUCAGGAAACCGCAGCUAUACAGCUCCAUGUGGUAUCUCAAUUGGGUGCUAGGAUCAUUGGGGAUUAUCCUUAGUAUCCUACUAGUCUUUGGAGCAAUAUGGACUAUAGUGACUAAGGGAAUUGAAAUCUACUUCUUCAAGCCCCAAUAG